AUGGCAGCCAACAGAUGGAUCAGGAACAAGGAGGCUAAGAACGGUCUGAAGAUCAUUAAGCUGACGGACGGUAACUUCCUGCGUACGUUGGAGAACUGUAUCCGUAUCGGGAUGCCGGUACUGUGUGAGGACAUCGGGGAAUCCCUGGACCCUGCCCUGGAGCCGGUCCUCCUCAAACAAACCUUCAUGUCUGGAGGUCGUCUGUUGAUCCGAUUAGGAGACAGCGAUAUCGACUACGAUCGUAACUUCCGAUUCUUCAUGACGUCUAAGAUGGCUAACCCCCACUACCUGCCAGAAGUCUGUAUCAAGGUCACCAUCAUCAACUUCACCGUCACUCUGUCUGGUCUGGAAGAUCAGCUCCUCAGGUAA
Molecule: messenger RNA, 369 nt
Organism: Saccostrea cuccullata (small rock oyster)
Lineage: Eukaryota; Metazoa; Mollusca; Bivalvia; Ostreida; Ostreidae
Product: dynein axonemal heavy chain 6-like
Exons: 3
Coding region: 1-369 (122 amino acids)
Biological process (GO): microtubule-based movement
Cellular component (GO): dynein complex
Molecular function (GO): dynein light intermediate chain binding; minus-end-directed microtubule motor activity; dynein intermediate chain binding
Source: RefSeq, a predicted model, not a curated record